Molecule: messenger RNA, 2348 nt
Organism: Linum tenue
Lineage: Eukaryota; Viridiplantae; Streptophyta; Magnoliopsida; Malpighiales; Linaceae
Source: the annotation of a GenBank genome assembly
GAGAUGUGGGGUUUUCCGUUUUUAUGGCCAAUGAAUGCUGAAUGCGGACAGGUAAGCGCAGAUGAUAAAAAUGAUAAGGAGAUGUUACCAUUCCAAUAUCGCGAGAGUAAAUCGGAGAGGCUCUCAAGAUUGCCAAACGAAGCUUCAGCUGAAAUGGGUAGCUCUGACAUGGAGUCCAAAGGGCCAGAACUGUUCGAAGUUGGACCGUCCAAUGAUGGCUACCAGAUGGGUUUGCUGAUAGGUCAGAAGUUCAGCAAGGAGAUAAGGAGCCGGUUAGCAGGAGACCUUAUUCUUCAGAAUCAGCUUCGCCCUUUUGCUCAAACUCCACAAGGAAAGCAGCUUAUCGAGGCCCUCUCUGAUAACAACAGGAACAAGUUCCCCAGAUACUGGGAUGAGCUGUUGGGAACUGCAGCAGGCAGUGGAGUUUCUCUUCUUGAUGUGGUCUUGAUCAAUUUCAGGAAGGAGAUUCUGCCAUUCGUUCCAAAGACACUACAGGUGUCGAGCCCUGAAUCUGUCGAUACUAUCGAUGACUGUUCGGAUGUUCUCGUUGUCAGUGAGGAUCUGGCCAUUGCUGCCCACAAUGAGGAUGCUAAUGUGGCUUUAGUUGAUCACAUCUAUCUGAUCAAGGCAAAAUUGCAGAAUGGAUUAGUGUUUGUUGGGUAUACAUAUGCAGGGGAGCUUCCAAGCUGUGCAUUUGGGUUCAAUACUCAUGGACUGGCAUUCACAUUGAACUCAGUGCCUCCAUCAGAACAUGAGAUAAUGGCUGGAGGAAUUGGAAGGAACUUUGUCUCUAGAGACUUACUAGAAGCAACAAGCAUGGCUGAUGCACUCAGAAUCAUACAUUCAUGUGAAGUUUCAGUAGGGCACUGCUACAACCUCAUCUACAUGCCAGACAGAAAGAUACUGAACGUUGAAACAGCCUCUAGAAAUCGGGUUUCAGUUCGCGAGAUUGGAACAACGCCAUUCUUCCAUGCAAAUAUGUAUCUCCACCUUCAAGUCGAUCAGGUACAAGAUGACAACUCAAAAUGCAGGCAAGAAAGAGCAGCUGUUCUGGCGAAAACAUCAAAGGAGGAUUUCUUGUCAAUUCUAGGAGAUAUGGGGGACAAAAGAUACCCCAUUUACAUGAAUGGUAACAAAAUGGAAAUGCAGGACCUUUGUUCUUCCUAUUCAAUCAGUUCACUUGUCAAUCUCACAGCUUUGCCUUAAUUCCAGGUCCAACUCUAUACACCCUAUGCACAGCAAUUAUAGAUAUCGAUCAACAAACGCUAUCAAUAAUCAAGGGGAACCCCAAGCAUGGAGAAAUCUCCCAUGUCUUCUCCGUGUCUUCAGCAGAUUCCAAGACUUUGAAAUAAGAACAAGACCCGGCAGCCAGCAGGAAGUCGGCAGCAAUUACCCCACACUUGGCAUCAAAUUUGACUUGUUUAUUCUUUCCUUUGUAGACCCUUUUAUGCUGGUUCAUAAAGCCCUAAGACAUGGCCAUCCAUACAACGCAUGGCAGCUACCUGCUACAAACAAAUAUAUUUUCUGUUGGGUAUCUUUCUUGCCUCCAUUGUGGCAAGACAUAAGAGAGCGGUUUCAGUAGUUUUAGCUUCAGAAAGAUGUUAAGCAGGAAGAUGGAUUACCUUUCCAUGAAUUUCAUACUUGAUGGGUCCAUCUAGCUCUGCGCCUAAAGCCAUCAGCUUUGUCACCGUACUAUUGAUAUCAGUGACUGUAAAUGAUAGCGAAGAAGAAUACCCCUUCUGCGGAACAUUGUCACUGAAAAAAUAGGGGUCAGCAGCCGGCCCUCCACUGCAAAGCCAGCAAACAAGGAACUAAAACAUUAUUAUGACACGAUUUCCAUCUUUUCCACCCAGAAAGGAUGUUGCCUAGGCGAUGUACGAUAAUAGCAAUGUUCAAAAAGUCAGUGAUAGCCGGCCAGAAGGUCCCUAUUCUCUUCAAUGUCCAGCACCAGCUAAACAACACGUAAAAGCACAAGAAACAAGCGACAAUCCUCAAGCUUUCGUGACAGCAGUGUUAAUCUGACUCUCAACGGAAAACUGAAAUACGGGAGCUCUCAGAGACAAAUGAUCGAACAUCUAGCAGGCAAGCAUCCAAUUACUGGAGAAGAUAGAACUUUACUUGAUAGAUUGCAUGAGGGCGAGCUUCAGAGGCCCGGACUGAAGCUCAGCCCACCGUAGAGUGCAUACAUUGACAGUGAAGUCUAGACCUUCGGAGUAGAAACGAGCGGCCUUGGGCACAUCCUUGUGAAGUUGUAGAAUCCACCUGAGAGAGGCCGCCGCGGCCAUCCUUUGCCCUGUAAUUCCGACGCUCUUAGCUCACCGAUAACACCUUGGUCCUUAAGCUCCUGA